CACAGAUACAGUAAUUCGUAGUAUUCGCCAAAGUUCCUUUUGCAACUUUCAAAAAGUGCAAAAACAAGACCACUUUUUCGUAAUAAGAUAGUAGCAAAAAAGCACGACUAUUCCAUAAAACUGUCCACGUCCCUCCAGAAAACUCCCCCCACAUGCGAUUUGCCACGUGUCCCCACUCAACUACACACAAAGCCAUUUUAAAUCAAAUUAUUAAUCAAACUUAAAAAACGUAAUCGUGUGCUGAUGAUGAUGAUGACACUGUCACUGCCUCAAAAACCUCUAUAAAUUAGUCCUCUUCACCGAAUCCUUGUAAAUCAUUACUGUACUUUUCUCUCUUAACGGUUUCUUUAUUAUUCUUCCCAUUCUACCCCUCUUCUUCCUUCUAAUUCCCCCUCAAAUGCCACUGUCUUCUCACUAAACUCCAAAACCCACCGGAAAAAAUGAUUACGUGGCACGACUUGUACACCGUCCUCACCGCCGUGGUACCACUUUACGUAGCUAUGAUUCUCGCCUACGGAUCCGUACAGUGGUGGAAGAUAUUCUCACCAGACCAGUGCUCCGGCAUCAACCGCUUCGUCGCUAUCUUCGCCGUCCCUCUCCUCUCCUUCCACUUCAUCUCCACCAACGAUCCUUACGCCAUGAAUUUCCGCUUCGUCGCCGCCGACACGCUUCAAAAAAUCAUCAUGCUCGUCUUACUUGCUCUAUGGGCUAACCUAACCAAGAACGGUAGCUUGGAGUGGAUGAUCACAAUCUUCUCUCUCAGCACUCUCCCAAACACUCUUGUCAUGGGGAUCCCUCUGUUGAUCGCCAUGUACGGAACCUACGCAGGUUCUCUAAUGGUCCAAGUCGUUGUUCUUCAGUGUAUCAUUUGGUACACUCUCCUUCUCUUCCUCUUCGAGUACCGUGGCGCUAAGCUUCUUAUUAUGGAGCAGUUCCCGGAGACUGGUGCGUCUAUUGUUUCGUUUAAAGUUGAAUCCGACGUCGUUUCUCUCGACGGUCAUGAUUUUCUUGAGACGGAUGCUGAGAUAGGAAACGACGGGAAGCUUCAUGUUACCGUGAGGAAAUCAAACGCAUCGAGACGGUCACUGAUGAUGACUCCACGGCCUUCGAAUCUUACCGGAGCUGAGAUCUAUAGUCUUAGUUCGACUCCGAGAGGUUCUAACUUUAACCAUUCUGAUUUUUACUCUGUUAUGGGGUUUCCCGGCGGGAGGCUUUCGAAUUUUGGUCCGGCGGAUUUGUACUCCGUUCAAUCUUCUCGUGGUCCGACUCCACGGCCUUCGAACUUCGAAGAGAACAACGCCGUUAAAUAUGGAUUUUACAAUAACACUAACAGUUCUGUUCCGGCGGCCGGUUCGUACCCGGCUCCGAACCCGGAGUUUUCAACCGGUACGGGUGUUUCAACUAAACCGAAUAAAAUUCCUAAAGAAAACCAACAGCAACUGCAAGAGAAAGAUAGCAAAGCGAGCCAUGACGCUAAGGAGCUUCACAUGUUUGUUUGGAGCUCAAGCGCUUCUCCGGUCUCCGACGUGUUUGGCGGAGGUGCAGGCGACAACGUGGCAACGGAACAAUCUGAACAAGGUGCUAAGGAGAUUCGGAUGGUUGUCUCUGAUCAACCUCGAAAGAGUAAUGCUAGAGGUGGUGGUGAUGAUAUCGGCGGUCUUGAUAGUGGAGAGGGAGAAAGAGAGAUAGAGAAAGCUACAGCAGGGCUGAAUAAAAUGGGGUCUAAUUCCACGGCGGAGCUAGAGGCGGCUGGUGGAGAUGGCGGCGGCAACAACGGAACACAUAUGCCGCCGACAAGUGUGAUGACACGACUGAUAUUGAUAAUGGUGUGGAGAAAGCUGAUCAGAAACCCAAACACGUACUCCAGUCUAAUCGGUCUCAUAUGGGCUCUUGUUGCUUACCGGUGGCAUGUGGCUAUGCCCAAAAUAUUACAACAAUCCAUCUCCAUACUCUCAGAUGCUGGUCUUGGAAUGGCUAUGUUCAGCUUAGGUAAACACUAACCUUGCUUCAUGCAAAUCUAGACUUGUUUUGAUGAUGAUCUAAUCUUUAAAGUUGGGUUCAAAUUUGUUCUCAUCUUAUCUGUUAAAAAAGAUUCAUUUAAUGCAAAGUGGGUCUGUGUGUUUAAUUAGUCGUAGUUGUCCAGCUUGUAAUUGGUAAAAGUCAUAUAAACUGUACAAAGCACUUACCCAAAGAGAGAAUCCUGACCCUCUGACCCAGACAUGUUGGUGUGUCCGGUCCCCACGCCGAGUCCCCACUGGCUCUGUCUACUUAUUUGGGUCUCACCAAGUAGAUGACCUAACUCUUUGCUGUCAAUUUUCUCAAAUCCUUUUAGUUAAUGAAUUGCUUAUUUUUGGUGUAAUUUUAAGGUUUAUUCAUGGCACUUCAACCCAAAAUCAUUGCUUGUGGGAACUCUGUCGCCACGUUUGCCAUGGCGGUCAGAUUUAUAACCGGUCCGGCCAUCAUGGCUGUUGCUGGGAUUGCCAUUGGCUUACACGGCGACCUUCUCCGUAUAGCCAUCGUUCAGGCUGCGUUGCCUCAAGGAAUAGUUCCGUUUGUGUUUGCAAAAGAGUACAAUGUGCAUCCCACGAUUCUAAGCACUGGGGUCAUAUUUGGAAUGUUAAUAGCCUUACCUAUAACUCUGGUCUACUAUAUUCUUCUUGGCCUUUGAAUUGGUCCCUUCAGUAUCAACUGGCUUUUGAGAGAGCCUCGGAGAUUGGGCUAUUUAUUUCUCGGUAACGAGGAAAUAAGCAAAGCCUUUAUUUUUCGUGGGAAAGAGUGGAAGGUGAAGAAGAAGAUAUGCCUUUGGUUUUUGGUUCCAAUAUUUGUGGAACACAACAAAAGUACUUAGGAUUUAGUGAACAAGACUUGAAUGGAUUAAGGAUCUUGUCUUCAUUAGACGCCAAGAAGAAAAAAUCUCUCUUCCUUACCUUUAUUUUUUCAUUUUCUGUUUUUGUUAAUUUAUGUGUAGAUUUUGGCUAAGCAGAUAUGUAAUAUGCACCUUUUUUUAUUAAUUGAAGUUUCUAGUUAAGUGGUUUAUACUGAAACUAGCUUAUGAGUUGGAUUGAAAUAGUCCUAUAC
Messenger RNA from Arabidopsis thaliana (thale cress), 3078 nucleotides. It is a transcript of the gene PIN4, whose product is annotated as Auxin efflux carrier family protein. The transcript is spliced from 5 exons. NCBI's taxonomy places the organism in Eukaryota, Viridiplantae, Streptophyta, Magnoliopsida, Brassicales, Brassicaceae. The record is from RefSeq and is marked reviewed. Bases 441 to 2000 code for a protein of 519 amino acids. Gene Ontology annotation, biological process: transmembrane transport; auxin transport. Gene Ontology annotation, cellular component: plasma membrane; membrane.